This is a messenger RNA of Paramuricea clavata, 1247 nucleotides long. Lineage: Eukaryota; Metazoa; Cnidaria; Anthozoa; Malacalcyonacea; Plexauridae. The record is from the annotation of a GenBank genome assembly.
AUGCUUAUAGUAGGAAUGACUGGAAGUGGUAAAACCCAGUUCCUACUUAAUAUGAUAGACACAGAGUACAAUAAAGUUUUCGAUUAUAUUAUCAUUAUAUGUCCAACCAUAGAGUGGAAUAUGACUUACAUUAAUUGGAGUCAUAUUAGUGACCACGGAGUUAUACAAAUUCCAUGUUCACAGGAACUGACAGAUCAAGUUCUCAAGGCGGUGUCCACCAUAUUCCGCGGUACUCAGACUCUUAUCAUAGUGGACGAUUGUGCGGCAGGUCAAGCUGUAAAGAAAAGGGUCUCAGAACUGGUGCGCUUAGCAUUCUUCGCAAGACAUUACAACCUAUCUGUCAUUGUACUUACGCAACAAUUGUCAUCAGUAGCAAAGCCCUUCAGAGAGAACAUAUCCAGGCUAGUUACAUUCUACAACCCUAGUCGCAGAGAUAUGAAGGUGAUAACAGAUGACUACCUGAGUGGUGUUCCUCAAGAGACAAUCACAGAGAUUACGAAGAUAUUAAAAGAUGAAAAGUUCACCGCACUGGAUAUACUACUAUUCACCCUUACACUUACACUAUUCACCCUUACACUUACACUAUUCAUUAAACACCGCGUAAAAUAUAGAUGGGUAUCGGAAAAAUUGGACCAGAGUCUGACGACGAAAUGAUUGCAGUCGCAGUCGCAGAAGUAGAGGAGGCCGCAAAGGCACCGCAGAAAAAAGCUAAGUCUACCGCAAGAAAAACUAAGGCCACCGCAGAUAAGUCGCAAACUGAACAUAAAAGGGACAAGCUUAUAGAGCUAUCGAGGGACGGUAUAAUAGAGAAGCCCGCAAGUUUUAUAAGAAAGUCUAACAAAGAUGUUGUAGAUAGACUGUACCAUGAGUAUGAAAGUCAGAGGAUGUCGUGUGCAAGCGACUUCUUAUCAACACUUAUUAUUUCAAAGUUUGCGUCAGUCCUGGGAAGUUUUAACGCAGUGGGAUCUUCAGAGAAACUGUCAGAGGAACUACUUAGUGACAAACUUCUGAAGGACGACGUAGCAUAUCUCACAAGGACUAUUUCACCAAACAUCCCAUUCAUAGGGCUAAUAUCUGGUGGCUGUACAACUGCUAAGCAUGUAGUCGCCCACAAGUGGAAGAAGGAAGAGCAGCCUGAGGAAGUGUCCGAGGAAACUAAACAUCUUCUAUUACAUACAGAAUACCACAACUCGGAGAGCCCUACGACUGGGGAAACCCAUGGGAAGGAACAGAAUUCGAAGAAAUAA